AUGGGCCUCAUCAGCCGCAAAUCCGGCAGCGAGAAAAAGGUCCACGCUUUCUCCAGCAGCGAUUCCUCCAGCCCCACCCCCGGUCGUCCCGCAGAGACGAUGGAAUUGGACGAUAUGAAAGACCCCAAGACGCGUCUAAAGCGGGGGUUGAAGAGUAGGCAGAUCACUAUGAUUGCGAUUGGGGGUGCUAUUGGGACAGGUCUCAUCAUCGGCACGGGCGCCGCGCUCGCGAAAGCGGGGCCUGCGAGUAUUUUGAUCGCCUAUACCAUUGUGGGGUUUGUCGUUUAUAUGGUGAUGUGCGCUUUGGGGGAGAUGGCGGCGUGGUUGCCGUUGGAGAGUGGGUUUACUGGGGCUGGUGAUGGACCUGGAGAUCUCAUCACAACGCCUAAUCAGUUGACAGCUGGAGCGUUGGUCAUCCAAUACUGGGUUGAUAGGGACAGAGUAAAUCCGGGGGUCUUCAUAGCGGUCUUCCUGGUCGCGAUCGUUCUCAUCAAUUUUUUGGGUAUCAGAUUCUUCGGAGAGUUCGAAUUCUGGCUCUCAUCAAUCAAAGUCCUAACGAUCGUGGGAUUGCUCUUGCUCUCCUUGAUCCUCAUGCUUGGUGGUGGACCAGACCACGAUCGCAAAGGCUUUCGAUACUGGAAUGAUCCUGGUGCUUUCAAGCCGCUGUAUAAAAAGGGAUCAGCAGGCAAUUUCAUUGGCUUGUGGUCCACCAUGGUCACCGCCGUCUUUGCUUAUCUGGGUACUGAACUUGUUGGCGUAACCGUUGGCGAGGCGCAGAACCCGCGUAAAGUCAUCCCACGAGCGAUCAAGCUGACCUUCUGGCGUAUCGUCGUCUUUUACGUCCUUUCAGUCCUCCUCAUCGGCACCCUCGUGCCGUAUAACUCGCCCCGCCUCUCCUUUGCAAAUAAGCAGAGCACAGGUGCCUCCGCUUCUCCGUUCGUAGUUGCAAUCGCGUCGAGCGGUAUCAAGGCUCUCCCUGGUUUUGUCAUCAGUAAUGCUUGCAUUCUCAUUUUCGUCUUCUCCGCCUCAAAUUCCGAUCUUUAUAUCGGCACUCGAACCCUCUACGGCAUCGCCAAAGAAGGUAAAGCCCACCGCAUCUUUGCCCGCACCAACAGACGCGGUCUCCCUAUGUAUUCUCUGGGGCUCUGCUCGCUCAUCGCCUGCAUCGCUUUCCUAAACGUCUCGGAUGACUCGCGAAAGGUGUUCGGCUAUUUCGUCAAUCUUGUCACCAUCUUUGGUCUCUUGACCUGGAUCUCGAUAUUGGUGACUCACAUAUACUUUGUCAAAGCUCGACGCGCGCAAGGUAUUACAAAGGAUCAGAUGGCCUACACAGCGCCAUUUGGACUGUAUGGCACGUACUUUGCCCUGGUGUUUUGCAUCUUGAUUGCCAUCUUCAAGAACUUCGACGCAUUUGUGCAUGUAUCGACACGAGACCCGCCAGGUUUUGAUUACAAGAAUUUCAUCACUGGAUAUUUGGGUAUUCCAUUGUAUUUGUUUAUGAUCUUCGGUUGGAAGUUUAGGAUGAAGACUAAGACAUGGGGACCGCUGGAGGCCGAUUUCUAUACUGGGAAAGAUGUGAUUGAUGCGGAAGAAGAAGAGUUUCUGGCAAACAAGGACAGAGAGAUGGAUGAAAAGGGUGGGAAAGGGAAGGGAGGAUCGUUUUACAGGAAAUUUGUUGCUUGGCUGUUCUGA
Bacidia gigantensis is the source of this 1692-nucleotide messenger RNA. RefSeq lists its product as uncharacterized. Lineage: Eukaryota; Fungi; Ascomycota; Lecanoromycetes; Lecanorales; Ramalinaceae. Gene Ontology annotation, molecular function: amino acid transmembrane transporter activity. Gene Ontology annotation, biological process: amino acid transmembrane transport. Gene Ontology annotation, cellular component: membrane. The record is from RefSeq and is a predicted model, not a curated record. The transcript has 8 exons. The coding region runs from base 1 to 1692 and encodes 563 amino acids.